UUUCUCUCGGAGCUGUAGUCGGUCUCGUCACUCGCGCAUUUUCCGCCAGUCGUUGGAGGAACUCUGCUGGAUUUCAGGGCUCUUGUGUUAGAAAGGAUACUGUUUGUUUUGGUUUUUUUCUUGUGCUUUUGUGGAAUAAAAAGUGGAAGUAGAAGGUUUUGACACUUGUCGGUGUCGUUUUGUUGUCAUCGAGAUGGAAAAACGCGGAAUUAAGCAUCCAAAGUGGCUGAAGGACUGAAUUGGCUGGCCUCCUGCUCUCCCUUCACCACACACUGGCAUAUUUGGAGUGGAAAUGGCCAAGUGGUUAAAAGACUAUCUGAGCUUUGGCAAGAAGGUGCCUCCACAGCCUCCAACACCAGACUACACAGAGAGCGAGAUCCUCAAAGCCUAUCGGCUCCAGAGAGACCUCGAUUUUGAAGAUCCCUAUGAGGACUCAGAAAAUAGAUCCAGGGGAGAGUCUGGAACUUCUGAACCUGCAACACCUGUCUAUGGGUCUCCCAUGAAGUCAUCCAGUGUGGACGUGAAGUCUCCUAAACACAGACUGAUCAAAGUGGACUCACAGGAACUGGGACGCACCAAGAUCCUACUUAGCACCAUCUCUUUAGAGGAUCAGCAAGAGCCCGUGGUGCCGUCCGCUCCGUUGGCUGGAGACACAGAUUAUUCGGACCCAUUUGAUGCUCGACUGAACCACCGACCAGACCCAGAUCUUCGACCUGUUCCCUGUGAAAACAACGGCUAUAUGGAGCCCUAUGAGGCCCAAAGGGUCAUAACAGAGCUGCAGCGUAACCCAGGAGGAGGACAGGCGCGUGGAGGGCUGCAGCUCUAUGACACCCCCUAUGAAGACAUCCGAGGCCAGUGUCUGGGUUUGGUGUAUGGAGAAGCUCAAGAAGAGGGCAAGGAGAGCAGCAGACUGCCGCAAGAUGACGAGAGACCGGCUGAUGAAUAUGACCAACCCUGGGAAUGGAAAAAGGACAACAUCUCUAAAGCUUUUGCAGAAAUGAGGGAGUUGGCGGAGUUGCCUUGGCCUGCCCCUGUGGGUCAGCUGGAGGAGGAGCACCCCACCAAAGAACAAGUGCAGUUUGAUAAUACAGAGUGGGAUCGCUCCUCAUCGCCAACAGAGCGGUUGCGUCCCCUGGGGCCCAGAUCCAGUCCGCUGGCGGGAGGGGGAAUGAAGUUUCGAAUGCCCCACGAAGGCCUCACAAUGGUGGGGGAGAGAGUGGACCCUACUCUGCCUCUGGAAAAGCAGGUAUGGUACCACGGCUCGCUGUCACGUUCGGAAGCGGAGUCGCUGCUUACACUGUGUAAAGAGUGUAGCUACUUGGUGAGGAACAGUCAGGCCAACCGCUCGGACUACUCCCUCUCUCUUCGGAGCUGUCAAGGUUUCAUGCACAUGAAGUUCACCCAGUGUAAAGAUGGCAAGUACGUGCUGGGACAGAACAGCCCGCCCUUUGACACCAUCCCAGAGCUCAUCCACUUUUACACCACACACAAACUCCCGAUCAGAGGCGCUGAGCACCUGUCCUUGCUAUUCCCAGUGCUGGUGCAGACACUCUGACCACCCUGGAGCGCCCUUUCAGUGAUCAGACACUUCAAACAUGAAUGUUUGACUGGAUCUACCCAGUGGAGUGAAAGCGUUCUCCUCUAUUUUGACUGGAAGACUUUUGAUGAUUCAACACAUGAGGAGCUUAUCUUACCUACCACUGCUGUGUACCCGUGCCAAGCUGAAACAUCUUGGGGACUGAUUCACGUGAAAUGCAGUACCUGAACUUGAGGCACCUUUUCUCUCUCAUCCAAACGAGGCUGACUUAAGGACAAAAAAAACGUUCAUUUCAUUGCAUUUCUUUCCAGUGGAUGUUUGCAGAACUCCGAAGAGGAGAAAGUGUGUAUUCUGAAUGUACCGAAGACCAGCAGGAGACUGAGAUUAAAUUAUUGCUGUUCCACAUUAACACCUCAUCGACACUGGUAAAAUAUUGCUGUUGUUAGGUGAAAACCUUGCAGCCAUUGUGCUGAUUUUUCAUAUUUCUGCUAGAAUCAGUCAGUUGAGUUUUACUGUAUCAGAUUAGAUUCCUUCUUCAUCCUCAGGCUUGGGAAACCCUUUUGUAAACAUUGAAAAAUCCAUGUUGCAAGUAUGCUAUUUUCAAGUGUAAAAGGUUUUUACCAGCAGCAGUUAUAUUCCAAAAGCUUUUCUACAUAAAGUCUUGCUUAUUUCCAUCCAGUCAGUUCCGUACAGUUUUCUAUUGAUUUGCUUGACAGAGUUACGUUGUUGAUUUUCCUUCAUAAGCGAAGAGAAGCUGUGUUGUAUUUGCCUUGAGCUCACUGACCUUUUAUCUCUUGUUUCUUGCAUUUGAAAGACAAUACUGGGUUUAUAAAAGCUGGUCUCGUCUUUGACUAACUUAAAGAUAAGAUAAGCCCAGAAACUGAGGAGAAGGUUCAUAUGUAGAAAGAGAUGCGAAUCAAAUAUUGAAAGCCAAAACAAAUUGGGAUUAUUAAAAACACUGGCUAUAUUAAAUCACAUUUGAUUGAAUAUUGCACAAUUUUUGUCUGGCAUAGUCAUUACAUGCUGUUAGUAGAAGAUUCAGUUCAAUUCAAUUCAAUUCAAUUUUAUUUAUACAGCGCCAAAUCACAACAACAGUCGCC
Maylandia zebra (zebra mbuna) is the source of this 2637-nucleotide messenger RNA. It is a transcript of the gene shdb, whose product is annotated as Src homology 2 domain containing transforming protein D, b. NCBI's taxonomy places the organism in Eukaryota, Metazoa, Chordata, Actinopteri, Cichliformes, Cichlidae. The record is from RefSeq and is a predicted model, not a curated record. Gene Ontology annotation, molecular function: phosphotyrosine residue binding.